GCACCGCCAAAGCGGUGUACCCUUCCAAGUGGAGUCUGCCAGGAGGUGGCAAGGAUGCCUGUGUGGGCGUCACCGUGCACACAUAUGAUCCGUACGAUUUCUGCGGCGAGAAUGGCCACUCCAACUACUAUGCCAACCCCAAGGCGAUGAAAAAAGACUUGAUCUUCAAGUUCAAAGACCUCCGCGAUUGGGCAUUCGACACAGAUAUCCCUGUGUAUGUAGGCGAGUACGGUGUUGGCCGCCAAAUGGAUCGACAGUGGGAUCGCAACAACGAAAACGUCCGUGAGUACUACAAGUUUGUGUUUCUUGACUGCAAGCUCAGCAGGUUGGAACUCCAAGACGUGAAUGCCAUUGAAUUUUCUGUACAUGCUGAUUGGGAUUGUUCAGGAACGGGGCGCUGUGGGGAGUGGGUGUUUGGCACGUAG
Messenger RNA from Symbiodinium sp. CCMP2456, 425 nucleotides. Lineage: Eukaryota; Dinophyceae; Suessiales; Symbiodiniaceae. The record is from the annotation of a GenBank genome assembly.